GUGUAUGUGUGUUUGUGUAUUCAUAUAUUUGUGAGUGUGUGUGUGAGUGUGUGUUUGAGGUACAAUAGAAAGAGCCAGGACUAAAAAGUCAGGAGAACCUUGUCCCCUUUCUGCUUUGCCUCAAACUCACUGCUUACUCUUGGGCAAGAUGCUUCUGAGUUUCACUUUUAUCCCGAGAAACCUCACAAGGGUGAUGUGUCCCCUCUGUGGUCCAUGUUGGAGACAGAAACAUGUGGAGAAUGGCAAACAUGUGUCACUGUUGGUGGGGAGGCCCAAAGAGCUGGGGUGGAGCACAGGGCCCGCGGAUUUCACUCCCCAGGUGCCUCACACACCCUACCCUGGUCCUGGCCCCGCCUCUACCUUCAGUUACACGCACCUUCUCUCUAAAGGAGGGAUGAGAUUUCAUUGGUGAAGGACUCCCUCAGUUUCUAUCAAGGAUGUAAGGGAGCCAAGGACAAAGAGACUGAGGGUCUACAGUUUGUAGAGACAGAAGCCCCUUUAAGAGGUAAAACCCUGCAUCCUUAUAAGAAUGUUGCUGAUCAGGUCUGGGUGAAGAUGUUCACUUGGUGGGUCACUCUCUUUCCCUGGGAAGUCCCCAGACUUACUGGGCUGGGCCAUGGGUUAGAGCUGACAGUACUGAGCCCACAGACCUGCAGCCACUCUGCCUCCCCCCACCAGCCCUGGGAUCUGGCCAGGACUGCUGUGGGUGGCCAGGUUACCAGAGAGCCAUAGCCCUCAAAGGAUACUGUAGUGAUGGGAAUGCUGGGUCUAUGGAGCGCCCCCACCCCUGCUCUCGUAGUUAGGCUUCCUUUCAACCCACAGCCUUCAUCUGGGGCCAAGCAUCUAACUGUGAAUGUCUCUGAGUCCCAGAAAAACAGUCGUGGGGCCCUGCAAUUCCCUCCCUAGAGGGAAAAGAUCUCAGGGUCAUUCAGUUCAGGCCCAGGGUUUCCACUUCCAGGGACACUGUGGCCAUCCUAGUCAGUGGCCGUGGAGAUGAGUACAGAGGUCCCCUGGCUCCCAGCAGGCCUGGGCUCCACACGGAGAGGAAGCCUAUGUGCUGCUGUCGUCUCCUCCUUGCCCAGCUCUUGCCUCCAUGAUCAUCACUGCCAGGCUCUCCUACAGAUCAUUCUGGCCCCAAGAGCCCCUCACCAGCCCCACCAGCACCUUCCUGCUCACACCCUCGCAGCACGUCGGGCACUGCUCCCAGGACAGUCUGUCGGGACGGAGGAAGGAGAAUACAAACUGAUUCUCCAGGAGAAUCUUGGAGCAGUGCUGUCUCUGGAUCCCACACAAGACGUGUCCGGAGGUUUGAGGGAGGAUGAACAGACUCCACAGAGGCUGAGGCUGAUCCUGGUAGGGAAAUCCGGAAGUGGGAAAAGUGCAACAGGAAAUAGCAUCCUUGGCCGGAAAGAAUUCGAGUCCAAACUCAGUGCUAGACCGGUGACCCAGGAGGUCCAGCGGGGGCGCCGAGCGUGGGCUGGGAGGGAGCUUGAGGUCAUCGACACUCCCGACAUUCUGUCCCCUGGCGCGGCGCCGCAAGUGGCCAAUCAGGGCAUCUGUGAAGCCAUUGCCUGCUCCUCCCCGGGGCCCCACGCGGUGCUCCUAGUGAUACAGCUGGGCUCGUUCACGGAGGAGGAUCAGAAUGUGGUCCUGCGCCUCCAGGAGGUCUUCGGGAAGGGCGUCAUGGCCCACACCAUCCUGGUGUUCACGCGGAAGGAAGAUCUGGACGGCGGCUCACUGGGAGAGUACCUGCGAGAGACCGACAACCGGAAACUUGCCAAGCUGGACUUGAAUUGUGAGCGGCGACACUGUGGCUUCAACAACAAGGCAGAGGGGGCAGAGCAGGAGGCCCAGCUAAAGGAGCUCAUGGUGGAAAUCGAUGCAGUCCUGUGGGAAAAUGGUGGCCAUUAUUACAGCAACAAGGCUUACCAUUACUCCCAGCAAAACAUUUAGGGCAAAGACCAGGAAAGGGAGGACAUUCAGGCGCCCGGCUUUGAGGAAGGGCUCAUUGAGGAGUCCCAGCUGUAAGCGCUGCACCAAAUCCAGAAGGACUCUGAGGAUGCUCACAGACAGCUCCUGGAGAAGACACCCAUCUGAGCAUGUGCUGGACUUCAGCGAGGGUUGGCUGCUUCCUGCUGGCCUCCCUCCAGCCCAGUCCGGCUUCCAGACCCUCUCUUGCUCUCCAUCCCAUGGGUCCCCGACCAUCCCAGACUCCAAGUCAGUGUCUGGUGUGGCGAGAGGGGUGUGGGCUCCACAGUUCCUGGGUCCUUCAUCACACCUUCCAGAACACGUGGGCCCUCUCCUCAACCCCCUUCCCCUCCAAUCUCACAUCUCAUUGGCGUUACAGCUCUGUACUAGAUCACUGAGAGAACCGAAGCUUCUGGAGGACAGGCUUGUGCCUCAUUUGUCUUCACAGCAUCCUGGCUGCUGGAGUCACUGGUUAAAUGUUGAGAUAGCAAAUCAAGGUGGGAUGUCGACCAGUCAAUUCUGCACCUCUUGGGCUGUGUCCUUGCCCCCAUUGGGGGCAGGCCUGAGGACUUUUAAGGUAUGCUGUGUGUGGUGGGUCAUAACAUAGCAGUGGCUUUGUGACAUGUGGGACAGGACAGGUGCUGGGCUAGGGAGGAGGAAGUAAGUAGAAACAGGGAAGUGGUAGAAGGAGCAGCCCUUUUAUUCACUCUGGAAAGAGGCCACCCAGUCUCAGCAAGCGAGCCCUGUGGGAGCCUCCUGGCAGGAUGCUGAGCAGAAGGGGGCAGACCUGAUCAAGAAAGUGGAGCCUAGGCCUGACUUCAGAACAUGGAGGCCCAGGGAGGUGCCAUGUGGCUUGGGCAGAGGAGAAGCACUUCCCUGAAGCAGACUUGGACUAGGUUAUACACCUGUCACUCCUGCCUCGUGAUGCUGGCCCUCUGAUGUUAGAGAACAGAGGUGAUUUUCAGCCCUGCCUCUGCCUUACCUGCAGCCCCUUCCCGUCUCCCUUGAGAGUGGGGAGAAAGAGUGGGUGGGAUGUGCCUGUAACUGGGUCCCACAGCAAGGCAUCUUGGGAUAUAGAAUGGAGGGAAGCAGAGAAAAAAAGGGAGGUUGUGGAGGAAGCAGGUGAAUGGUUUAAAAGUCCAAGGGAGCAGCCUACUGGGCUGAUGGGGAGAAGCCUGCAACACGUGGGUGUCUUUCUGGAGAGCUGAUGGUUCUGAGGAAGUGAAAUGGGACAGGAGAAGAGAGCAACACAUUGGUCUGGCUCUGGUCUCUGAUGGGUGCCAUCUGUCUGCACAGGGAGACUGAUGCAUUUCAGACACAUUUCAGUUUCUUUGAGGUUCAGGAUGCUCCUGGGGCAUCUGACCAAUAAUGGAAACAGAGUAGGAGAAAACAGGAGGGAAAUUGCCUCCCAAUAUACCCAUCUUUUCCUUCCUUCAAGCUGUGCAGCAGAGGGGUGGGAAGUGGAGGUGAGAGUGGCAGUGCUGGAGGACCAUCAGAAAUCAGAGGAUGCAGUCUCAGGUGUCCCAUAAUCUGGAUGCUCAUCAGCUGAUGGGAGAUUCUCUUUAAUCAAGCAGCCAAUCUGGAGACCACGGCAUCCAUGUUCUCCAGACACAGCGGACUCCUAAGAAAGCUUAAGCAUUUCUUAUGCUAAAAGAUUCAGAAAAGUGUCUCAAGGCAGAACAGAACUUAUUUUGGCUAUGCUAUCUUAAAUAGCCUCUGUGCCAGACCAUUCAUUUAUUAAGUAGGUGAUCCAUUUCCUGCUGAACUGCAACACAACAUUUAUCAUAUGUUAAAUUUUCAUAUUCCCUAAGAUCCAUGUCAGGAUUUUCAAUUCUGUUCUUGUCUUCCUAAUUUUCUACUCCUGUAUGAAUAAAAUAUUGAUUUGAUUACAGUGGCUUUGAUUAUAAUCUGACACACCAAUUCCCUCCUCAGUCAACAUGUUUAUAUUUCCUUUGUUAUUCUCAGGCAGUUAUUCUUCUAUGUGAAAAUUAAAGUCACUUGUUUAAUUUUCAAAAAA
Messenger RNA from Vicugna pacos (alpaca), 3985 nucleotides. The record is from RefSeq and is a predicted model, not a curated record. NCBI's taxonomy places the organism in Eukaryota, Metazoa, Chordata, Mammalia, Artiodactyla, Camelidae.